Trichomonas vaginalis G3 is the source of this 1101-nucleotide messenger RNA. Its product is annotated as proteasome regulatory particle assembly. NCBI's taxonomy places the organism in Eukaryota, Parabasalia, Trichomonadida, Trichomonadidae. The coding region runs from base 1 to 1101 and encodes 366 amino acids. Gene Ontology annotation, molecular function: protein binding. The transcript has a single exon. The record is from RefSeq and is a predicted model, not a curated record.
AUGCUUGCAAACGAUCAAAAUAAAAUUAGUCAAAAAAAAAUGAGUUCUGACUAUGCUAAGCCAUAUUCGGACUUUAUUGGAGCAUUUGAAAAGCUUUUUCUUAUAAAGUCCGAUGAAUCUGUUGAAUACAUGUGUGAUAUCAUCACAAAUACUUUGAUUUCGAAAUAUCAACUUACCAAAAGCCAACUCACCGAGAUCAUUUUAGAGGCACUUCGAUAUAAUUAUGCAUCAGGAGAAAAUUAUAUAAAAAUUCUCAAGAAUAUUGGCUUUGAUAAUAAGAAACUUUCGAAUUUAACAUUCCCAUUGGAGGGUUCAGUCGAAUUUAUUGUUAUGCAUGAUCAAAUUGAUAAAUUUAAGGAAUAUAUUUCACAAAGAGGACUCAAAAAUGAUAAUUUUUUAAAAAUUCCUAAAUUGAAUCAAAAUAGUCAUUUAUAUUUAUCAUUAAUUGAAACAUGUGCAUAUUUUGGAUCAGUAAACAUUUUCUUUUUCUUAAUUUCAAGCCAAAAGUAUACAAUAUCAAAAGAAUGUCUUCGAUAUUCUUUGAUUGGUAGAAAUACUGACAUUAUCAACGAAUGUUUAAAGGGAAACCAGAUGGACAAAUAUUGUCUCAGAGACAUUGUGUGUUCGCAUAGCAACGAAAUGCUUGAAUUUGUUUUAGAAAGAAAUAUUUUUACUUAUAAAGAUUUCGAUGGAGAAAACUCAAAUUCAACAGCUAUUUACGAAGAUAUUAUCAAAUACCAAAACCUGAAAGCUGUAUUUCUUCUUUACGAAAGAGAGAAAAACUUCAUAGUUCCAUGGUGCGCUGCAUUUCCUCAAACUAUAGAUAUUUUCAAAAAUGAAAAAUUUCCUGAUAAAAUUGAUUUUAAGGAAAGAAAUAUUCUACAAUAUGCAUGCAUGUCACAAAAUUCCGAUAUUUUCGUAUUUUUAUUUAACUCAACUGACAAAUUUGAUGUCAAUUAUCAUGAUAAAAAUGAAAUGACUGCUCUUCAUUACGCCGCAAUGUAUAAUAAUACAGAUGCAGUAUUUAUUCUUAUUUCACAUGGUGCUGAUGUCAAUGCUAAAACUAUACUCUUUCAUUUCAUAUUAAUCAUUAUUAUAUGA